UUCAAAAAUCUCUUAAAAUUAACUCCCACUAAAAGCAUCUCUCAAAUUUAUUUAAUCUUUCCCUCCACUUACUAGCAUAACUCUCAUGACCGACCCCUCAUCUUCUACCCAUCUGUUCCAACUCCUCUCUGCAUAAUCUAACUCCACAUGCAAGAACACUAAGGUUAUGGGUUCAUGGGUUUUCUUUUUCAGAACAAUAUUAUUUGUCGUCGUUUUGGCAGCCGGGUUUUCGGCUAGUAUUCGAGCUUGUUGCGCGACGGAUUUCAUAACUUGGGAGGACAUGAAGGUGGAUCUGGAGGAGAGGCUGGAACUGAGGGAGGAAGGAAAUCGGAGCCAUGUGAUUGUGGUCGAUUUGAACGGGAAAGGAGAUUCUGUCACAGUUCAAGGCGCAGUUGACAUGGUUCCCCUGAAUAAUUCUCAGAGAGUCAAAAUCUACAUUUCCCCUGGCAUUUACAGAGAAAAGGUGCUCGUUCCAGACUCCAAGCCUUACAUUUCAUUCAUUGGAGAUGAGAAUCAAACAGCCGAAACCGUUCUUACUUGGAAUAACAAAGCCUCUGAUAAAGACAAGGAUGGGUGUGAACUGGGCACAUAUAGAUCUGCUUCUGUCACCAUAGAAUCCGAUUUCUUCUGCGCCACUGGAAUCACCAUUGAGAACUCAGUGGUGGCAGUGCCCGGAGGUUAUGGAAUGCAAGCCGUUGCGUUGAGGAUAGCCAGCGAAAAAGCCAUGUUUCAUCAGGUUAGGAUCUUGGGGGCUCAGGACACGCUGCUAGAUGAUCACGGAUCACACUAUUUCCACCAGUGUUACAUCCAAGGAUCCAUUGAUUUCAUUUUUGGCAGAUCAAGAUCACUCUAUCAGGAUUGUGUUCUUCACUCAACGGCAACAAGGUCGGGAGCAAUCGCAGCUCACCACAGGGAUACACAAGAUGAUGAUACAGGCUUCUCCUUUGUAAACUGCACAAUCAAUGGAACAGGCAGAGUAUACUUAGGAAGAGCAUGGGGAACCUACUCGCGGGCAAUUUAUUCAUAUUGUGACAUCGACAACAUCAUAACUCCAUCCGGCUGGAACGACUGGAAUCAACCGUCCAGGCAAAAGACUGCUGUGCUUGGAGAGUACCAGUGCAGAGGCAAAGGAGCAGAUAGGAGGAACAGAGUGGCAUGGUCCAAAUCUUUCAGUUAUGAAGAAGUGAGGCCUUUUCUGGAUGUGAACUUCAUUGGUGGAGAUGAAUGGCUGAGACUAUAGUUUUAUUUUGAUCUCGACGUGUUCAUUUAUGCGUCUCCUUCCAUAUUAUUUGGUGGGGAUGUGAGUGUAACAGAUGACAGAAAUAGGUGCGAUAUCGAGAAAGAGAAGACAAGUUUAUGAGCAAAAUACAGAAAAUUAUCCAGGUCAUUGCAGCAUAUCCUCGAUCAAACACAUAAAUGUGACUAACUCCAGGGCUGAACAAUGCGCAUGCAAAAAAUACAUAUGAACAUA
Molecule: messenger RNA, 1471 nt
Organism: Rhododendron vialii
Lineage: Eukaryota; Viridiplantae; Streptophyta; Magnoliopsida; Ericales; Ericaceae
Product: pectinesterase QRT1
Exons: 5
Coding region: 167-1240 (357 amino acids)
Biological process (GO): cell wall modification
Molecular function (GO): pectinesterase activity
Source: RefSeq, a predicted model, not a curated record